Molecule: messenger RNA, 2301 nt
Organism: Pseudocercospora fijiensis CIRAD86
Lineage: Eukaryota; Fungi; Ascomycota; Dothideomycetes; Mycosphaerellales; Mycosphaerellaceae
Exons: 20
Coding region: 1-2301 (766 amino acids)
Source: RefSeq, a predicted model, not a curated record
AUGGAGUUGAAUGGUGCCGGUGCCGCUCGGAGAGUGUUGUUGGAGAAGGCGAAGAGGGUUUGGGUGAAGACUGUCUGGAGAAGGGAGGGUGUUGGUCUCUUUGGAAUCACAUCGACCUCCUUCAGUCGACGUCGACGUCACCAAAGAGGCAACUCGAUCGGCAGAGCUGCUUUGGAAUCACAUCGACCUCCUUCAGUCGACGUCGACGUCACCAAAGAGGCAACUCGAUCGGCAGAGCUGCACAGCUUCUCCGACCUCCCUUCACCACCACCCUCUCACGUCUCACCAACGCGCAACAAAACAUUCUGCGUGGACGAUAUUCUGUUCACACCAUCUCUGAGUCAGGGCAUCGCAGCAAUCUAUGUCCAGAGCUUUCCAGUCAAAGAAUCCUCAGACGAUCCGGCAUGGGAAGUGCAAGAAACACAUCAUCAGGCCAUCGUCUCGUCCACGGUCUACCAUGACCCCGGACGAGAUGUCCCAAAUCACUUCGCGGCCUCAUUGCGAGCACGUCAGCUCAUGCUGCGGAAGCUGAGCUCCAGGAUUUCGAUCGGAAGCACAGUUCGGAAAUGGCUGGGAUCUAGCCAUCGUGCGGAGGAGAACUGCACUCGAGCGGGCACAAAGGCGCUGUCACACAUUCGUGCUCUUCACAGCCCCGGCUGUCUGGAGGCUCUGGUGGACGACCAGCGGCUUAGAGAAUUGCUAUUCCCCGAAGAUCCAGAGCGAGACUCGCAAACAGACAACGAAUUCCUUUUGUACUUGUCUGGAGAGACUGGAAGAUUGCCAGAUUUGCUGGUUGCAUCCAUUCAAGCUCGGCAUGUGAUCUACGAGGGCUACGCAAUCGACGACAAGAUGGAAGGUGAAUACAAUGCGCGAGUGCAGCGUAUGGACGACAAUGCUGCGGCUAUUGAGGAAUGUCGUCGCGCCAAUGUACCAGAUGAAGAUCCACAAAUUCAUGAGAAGCUGCAAGCGGACGCUCAGAUGGCAGUUCAGCUACGAGAGUAUGUCGACCAAUGGCAAGCUCUUGAAGACAGCCUCAAAACGGCGUUCAAGCAGGCCCAUAUAUAUGACAGCCAGGUUAUGCGCGCAGCUUCCGAGGCCCUAAGAGGCACUGAGCUCUUAGAAGGGAGGACCGAUCUGUCAAUCCUUCGUCGUCAGCUCUUCGAAGGCGAGAAAGUUCCUUUCCCGUCUCAAGCAACUUCCUCAAUAAACAGUGAAGCGGCGGCAGAUGAAACUCAAGAUGACCGUUCGCAAUCAUCUCCUCAGGAAGCAGCAAAGCGAGAAAGAAACAAGGCAUGGAAGGCAUAUGUCGAUGCCCAAGCCCUCCUCGAGGAGCAUCUCAAAGGCUAUCAUGCGGCGCUGGACCAACACAAUAACGGACAAGACCCUGGAAUUGCCGGAUGGAAAAAUUCAUGGUCUACUGUAGAAUUCGACCUUAACCGGCUCCAACACGGCCAAGAAAUGACGCGCAACGCAAUCGAAAGCGAGAAUCGCUUGCUUCGUGCUCUGAAACAAAUGAAAUUCGCAUUCCCCGACCAAGCCGACGAUGGGGAAUUCUCGCCCAAGUCCCAGGCUGAGACUUGCAAAAGCGCCGCGGUUGAAGAUUCAAAGAUGAAGCCUCCGCCAUCUACGACGACGAUAUACCUUCGGACUCCGAAGAAUUGGGAGUCUGAAAGUGUCACGGCGGGUCAGACUUAUGGCAAAAUUUUCCAGAAGAUACGGCCGAGGGGACCGGGAGGUGGGACACUUGAGGCUGUUUCUGAAUUCGAGGAAAGUGAGGAUGCUUUCAAACACCAAAACACCUUGUUGGAUGAUGAAAAUGAACCAGGCGUUCAUUUCCAGAAAUGCGUCCCCUCCAAUCAGCUCACAGUCCCAGGACUGUUCUUCUUGCAAGGACAAUGCUUCAUUUUACUCCGCUCCGGUGGUAGAUGGGAGAAAUCAAUCAUGGAAAUCUCCUUGCCCAGUGCCACGGAAGAGUACUUCAAUGCGUACUGUUUACAAAACUUAUAUGUAGUGCUUACUGCCCGCGAUAAUAAAGCUCUGCUAUUCUUGCAUCUGCACCGAUAUCACAUUCCUCAUCAAUGCCUCAUCUUCGUUCGGAAAAUCUACGCACUUAUUGAGGACGCGACCGUCUCCUGCAGUGGACCGCUCCGGGAACGACUGCGAGGCAAAAUACCGGUUCUUGGCAUCCGAAAUGAAACGCGAGAUGUUGAAACUUUAAAAGUCUCGCAACAAGAAAAAGCAGUCGCCAAGCAAACACGAACACGACAUCGGAACACGACAUCUCACAACCACCCUCUAUAA